CGGACCCUUCGGGAAAAAAAAAACACUCAACAAAACAUACAGGGACGUCACUGAGUUUAUUUGAACAUCACUAGCUACCUGGGAGCUCGGCUACCCUGUGCCCUGCUGCAAGCUCUCCAGUUAUCCUCUGUUCUGCUUAUGUGACACAUUGUGCCAUGCGGUAACACUUGCCUGCUUGGGGGAAGUGCGUCCGUCCUUAUCCCGAAACAGGUGAAGUCUUUUGCAGAAGUUCAGAAUGAAUGGAUACUCUUCUCCAAGCUACCCAUCUGGAGGGUUUGGCUCUUACUCAUCCCAGCUGAAUGGAUGCAGUUCAGAGCCACCAGUGCACCCAGGGAUCGACCAGAGCUCUUCCUCCAAAACAAAUGCAAAAGCCUUGUAUGGGAUGGAUGGAUUGUACUUCCUCAGAUCAUCUUCCAAACAUAAAAAGAAAGAGCAAAGGAAGAAUUAUGCGAAAAACAGUAUUAACAGCAUGACUGAUACAUCGCAGUACCAUGUGGAGCACUUAACAACAUUUGUCAUGGACCGCAAGGAAGCUAUGAUAACCAUUGAGGAUGGCAUCCGGAAACUCAAACUUCUAGAUGCCAAAGGCAAGGUUUGGACCCAGGACAUGCUUCUGCAAGUGGAUGAUAAAACAGUCAGUCUGAUAGAUGGGGAAACCAAAAAUGAAUUGGAAAAUUUUCCUCUGAGCACUAUUCAGCAUUGCCAGGCAGUGAUGAAUGCAUGCAGCUACGAUUCAAUCUUAGCUUUGGUUUGUAAAGAAACAGGACAAGGAAAACCAGACCUACAUCUCUUUCAAUGCGACGAUGUCAAGGCGAACCUGAUCCAAGCUGAUAUCGAAAGUGCCAUCAGUGAUAGCAAGGGAGGGAAACAGAAGAAGCGUCCAGACACUCUGAGGAUGAUUUUAAAGGCUGAUGCUGAUAUCCCUCCCCCCCCCUCGGCGCCGGCGCCUGUGCCCCCAGCUACGGUCACGCAGGUGGAUGUGAAGAGCCGAGUGGCAGCCUGGUCGGCCUGGGCCUCGGCGGAGCAGCACGACUAUGACAAGCACAAAUACUUCUCUGAACAUGACGAGCCACCAGAGACAAUGGCUGCCCGUGUUGACCGAGAUGUGCAAAUCCUGAACCACAUUUUGGAUGACAUAGAGUUUUUUGUCACUAAACUUCAAAAAGCUGCUGAAGCUUUUAAUGAGCUUUCAAAGAGGAAGAAAUCAAAGAAAAACAAAAAGAAGGGACCAGGGGAGGGUGUCCUAACACUACGGGCAAAGCCACCAUCUCAGGAGGAAUUUGUUGACUGUUUUCAAAAAUUUAAGCAUGCGUUCAAUCUGCUUGGCAAGUUAAAAUCACACAUUCAAAACCCAAGUGCUUUGGAAUUGGUCCACUUUUUGUUCACACCACUGAACAUGGUCAUUCACACUACAGGAGGGGUGGAGUUGGCCAAAAGCAUCCUCAGCCCUCUACUCACCAAAGAUGCAAUUGACUUCCUGCACUCCACUGUCACUCCUGAAGAAAGGCAGCUCUGGAUGUCACUUGGCGAUACAUGGACUAAGUCAAGGAUGGAAUGGCCCAAAGAGCAGUAUGUUCCCCCUUAUGUCCCUCAUUUCCGCAAUGGCUGGGAGCCCCCACUACUCACUUUCAUGGGCACGUCCCGCGAGCAAGAGCUCAACCAGCUGGCAGAGUCUUUAGCCAACGUCGCUGAGCACCAGCGCAAGGAGGAGCUGCGCAGACUGUCUCUCGAGCAACCCAGUGUCCAGGACUUUCCUCCAAGCGAUGGGUAUGCAUUCAGUAACACAGCUUACAAAAGAGGGCACUAUCUGGACCAGGAGAUGGCUGUCGCUGCCUUUAAGCAGGCAGUCAGUCGGCAUGUAGAUAGAAAUUAUGAAGCCCAUGGAAGAAUCCAACCAAAGAAUUAUGCCAAAUCUAAGUACGAUUUUGUAGCAAGGAACACCACCGAAUUAUCUGUUGUGAAGGAUGAAGUUUUAGAGGUGCUGGAUGACAGAAAGCAGUGGUGGAAAGUUAAAAAUGCAAGUGGGGCUUCAGGGUACGUGCCAAACAACAUCCUUGAAAUUACCAGGACUGUGGAUAUGGUUACAGGACGGACAGACCCUGUCUAUAGCCACACCAUUCAGCUAAUGAUGCCAAAGAAGGAAUUUGAGUUGUUCAAGCAAUUACUUGGGGAGCUAUCAGAGAAGCAGAAAACGGAUUAUGUUCCCAAACCGAUGCACCCCAUCCCUCCGGCCCCGUCUCCACCGCCUGCCGCCGCUCAGCCCCCCACUCCUCCCAUGCCUCCUGCCGCUGUCCCCUUGUGCGCGGGUCAGCGGUCCUCCUCCACGGGCGUCAGCCGGCAAAACAGCAGCAACUCCAGUGACAAUGGCAGCAUGAAGCUGAGGGACAGGCAGCAGGAGAAGCCGACCCCGGUCACCCGCAGAAAAUCCCAUAUGGAGGAGGUCCAGGAUGAGCUGAUGCACAGGUUGACCAUUGGACGCAGCGCACAGAAGAAGUACCAGGUUCCACGUAGCACCAGCCUCCCUGCUGCUAAUAUCACUUAUGACUCUUCCCCUGAGGAAGUAAAGGUGUGGCUACAGGCCAAAGGAUUCAGCUCUGUAACCAUCAACAGUCUGGGAGUUCUCACAGGUGCCCAACUCUUCUCCUUGAACAAGGAUGAGCUGAAGACAGUGUGUCCUGAUGAUGGGGCGCGAGUAUACAGCCAAGUCACUGUACAGAAGGCGGCUCUGGAGGACACAACAGAGCGGACCUUGGACUUCACAGAGAUCGUGCGCCGCCGUCAAGAGUUAGCAGAUCAGUGAUACAACUAAAAUACUCCCAGAAAUCAGUCUUACUGUUGUGAACUGGAUACACUAGUCACAUGCUGUACCAAAACUGCUAAAAAUUACAGAAUUGAAUAUUCAGAUCAUAUAGAAUGAAGGCAAGUGCUCUUGUUUGGAGAAAAAAGCAAACAGACAAAAGUUUUUAUUCACAAGUAAAUGCCUACAGCAUAAAUCUGAUACAGCAUUUCUGCUUCCACUUUGAAAUAGAUUGCCUUUUGGAAAUUCCCAUGGCCCAUCCUCUAAAGAGAGAGCAAAUAUAAUGUGCAAUGUACGUGCUUCACAUAGGCAUCUUUGACCCAUUAAACAGAAUGGAACCAUAGCUUCUGAGUAAUGUGGAAAGAGAUAAAACAAAGAUUACUUUAGGGUAUUGAGUGUGAAUAAUUGAUUGUAAAAGAUAGUUAUUGUUUUCAUUUUGUCCUUUGGCAAAAAGAAGAUUAUAUUUAUGUAUAUGCAUUAAUGAAUGUACUUAUUUGGUUUAAUUUUAUUUUAAGAAUUGCCAAAUUAAUACUAAUUGUAAAUUUAAGCAGACUUGGGGAGGGUGUGGGGCAAUGAUGUAGUGUUUUUUCUUUUUUAAAAUGACUGAUGGAAAAAAAUUAAAUAUAUUUGACAGGAGACACCUUAGUUUCACAAGUCCUUUAGAUAGUGCCUGCUUUAUUUUUUAUAGAUGCAAUAUAGACUUUUAUUUUCCUGAGUUCCUAGGAAACGUUUCUUACACUUUUCUUUCCUAGUUUGGCUGAUUUCCUUGACUGUUUCAUCACCCUAAUAAUUAUCACAAAUACUCUCGUGUAACGAUCUUGUGCUAUAAUGUGAAGAUGUAGACAACUAGACGAAGAAGGAAAGGUUUGCAUUUAUCUAUAGUGUGACAAUUUAAGCUUGAGGAUAGUAGGCAUUUCGUAGUGUCAGACUGGACAUCUGGCAGAAUCACGUUUUGCAAUGUUCGUAUUAUUGAAAUUUCACUGGGCUGAGCAUUUUAUCUGGUAAAAUAUCUUUAUAAGUUAUACUGACCACAAGCCUCCAUAUUUUCACUUAUUUCUACAAAUCAUGCUGGUCUGACAUUUCAAAAAAACUUUAUCUUACUCUUUUUUCACAAUAUACUUUUACAGUAAGGCAAAGUUGUUCCUUUUUGCCUCAUCUUCUGGGGACCUGCUUUCAUCUUCAUAAUGUCCAAAGAUUAGGAUUGUUCUUUCUGAAGAAACAUCUAAAGGAUUCUUCAGCUGCAUUGUGAAUGUUAUUUUAUACGAGAUGGUUUUAAGCCCCAUCCAUCUUACGUUAAGACAUCACUGCACACAAAGAACAGUUUGCCUGUUCUUACAACGAGGCAUUAGUACUGUAAUAUCAGAAAUCCCAGGGUUUACUGUAAUUCAAAAGACAUUAUCUGAAAUCUGAUUACUGAAGUUAUUGUAAAAAAAAAAGAAGAAAGAACAAUCAUUGGAAGUUAUUUUGAUCAAAGAUACCUCCGCACUGACAGUAUUUAAGUAGAGAUUGGUCAGAUGCAUAUAAGAAGAAAGAUUAGUCUUUAUAGAUUUCAUAUUAAGAAAUGUUACCAUCUAUAGGUUGAAUAAUUGCUAAUAUAUCAGUUUUUUUAUGUUCUGGGAAUGUUAAAAAAAAUAUUUAACGAAGAAAACUAAAUGAACAGAUUGCAAAACAUAAACAGUGUUGUUGUGCGAUUUCCUUCCAUAUGUAAUACAAUGUUUUUUUCAUUCAAAACAUUUGAUACAAUUUCAGGAGAUUUUAGUGACCUUUCAAUAAUUAAAGUAGUUAUUAAAUGUAAUGGAUAUUAUGUUGAACAUUUACAGUAUUUAUUCUAUAUUAUAUAAGGUGUGGUGUACAAAAGAAAAUUACACUACUGUGGAUAUUUGUAAAAUGUACAUUCAGUAUAACUGUCUCUACCUACAAGUAAUGCUAUUGGAAUAAAGUAAGUGCGGUGAUAAAAAUAGUUAUAUGAAACAUUCAAGAUUAUUUUUUCAAGCUUCUCAAGUACUCAUAUAUGCUGUGUUUGCAUAUUAAUCAUUGCUAUUCACAGGAAGGCCUCUGAAUGAAAACAAGGAAGUGGUUUUAAAAUGUAUCAAUGUGGAGGAAUUGCAUAUUUUUCUGAAUAUACUGUAAAGCAAGAAAGCAACACUGUAUAAUGUUUUAGUAAUAGGUAUGUUUAUCCAAAGGCUUCUGCUGUUACAAUUUAACAUUUCUUGGAAAUAUAUGCAUUAAUUGGGUUGUCAGUUUCUUUUAGGAAACAGUUCAUAAGGGUAUUUUGUACAAUAUAAUGGUUUCCCUUCAUACCAUAUACUCUAUAAAAUAUUUUCAAGAGAGUGUUAUGUUACUGUUAUACUCCAAGAUAAUGACUGAAAAAAAAGUCUGAGCACAUACAGUAAGUACCCCCAAAACUUUUUAAGUUUGAAAAAAGGUUAUGAAUUCAAAAUGCCUGGCGAUUCAAUAACAUGAAGUAAAAAGUAAAGAAAAAAAAUGUUUUAAAUACAGCCUUCUAAUCUUAAAACCAAAGUUAGUUUAAUAUAUUUAUUCUAGGCUAAACAAUAUUUUAAGGCUUUUUGUAACCAGGUUCUGCCCCAGUUGUAGUUACUUUGUUUUCAUGUGUUGUUGGUGGCAUGCGGCUAUUAGCAGUGGGCCUGGUUAGUUCCUUCAUGAUUGCUUUAUAUUCAUGUCCACAUACAGUACAUAGCACUUUGAUGUGACCUAGCAAUAUUUGAUUUAAGUGUUUGCUAGAUGUGCUACAUUUUUUUACUGAGUAAUAGCAUCUGGUUUGUGCCAGUGGAUAGGUCAUUGCUUCUGUCCUAGCCAAUACUAGUCCAGUUUUGAAAGUUAUUCUUGACCUUGGUUUAAAAAGAACUCCUCCUUAGAUGUCAAGAUAAAGUAUUUGUGUUUGUUUGACUCACAUUAUUUAGCUAAUUGCCUAAAACGUUACCAGAUCUUUCAAUUUUAAGUGUGCUUAGUUUAUCAAGCAUGUAUUAAUCACUGCAAAAUUGAAAUUAUAUCACAAAGACUGUACCCAAUGAUUAAAACAGACCCAUUCUUUCAUAGUACACCAGUGUACAUUGCAUAAUGUUCAGUGACUUUUGUUUUAGACGCAAAUACACUGCCAGUACAUAAUUGAGAAAAUGAAGGUUUCUAGUUAUCCUUUGAGAGUUGAUAGUGCUCAUGUUUACUGUUCUUACAGACUCUCCCCAUUCCUUCCAUAAUAGUGGAUGCAUUCAUCGGAUGUUGUCUGAAUUAUUUUUCAGUUUCUAGGAAACCUAACCACAAAGUGUACAUUUAGAACUCUUACUGUUACUUUAUCUGUUUUCCUAAGACUUUCAAAGUUGUUUUCUUGCCAUACUUAUUUUUGUUAUUCUUGUAUUUUGUGCUUUUGUCUUGAAACAAAAUACACCUUGUUUGAGUGGACAGCUUUCUCUUAUUUAAAUUUUUAACAAUUUAAAAAGUUAACAAAUUUAGAAAAUAUUUUGAAAGAAUAGGUUGCUAUUUUGUGUUGUCCUGCCCCCCUCUAAAAAGAUGUGCAAUUGUAGUCUUAAUGUUGUAUGAGUUACAUACUGUAAAUGUAUAUUUGAGGAAACAAUUCAGCACAUGUAGUAUAAUACAUAAUUGUACCUGUAUAGUUUUCAUGGUGCCUUUUUCAUAUGAUCCUGCUGAAAUUCUGCAAUAAACACUAUUCUAAAAAUG
Messenger RNA from Lepisosteus oculatus (spotted gar), 6490 nucleotides. RefSeq names its product EGFR pathway substrate 8a, signaling adaptor (gene eps8a). Gene Ontology annotation, cellular component: plasma membrane; ruffle membrane; vesicle. NCBI's taxonomy places the organism in Eukaryota, Metazoa, Chordata, Actinopteri, Semionotiformes, Lepisosteidae. The record is from RefSeq and is a predicted model, not a curated record. Gene Ontology annotation, biological process: regulation of Rho protein signal transduction; positive regulation of ruffle assembly; Rho protein signal transduction. Gene Ontology annotation, molecular function: actin binding.